Molecule: messenger RNA, 2226 nt
Organism: Owenia fusiformis
Lineage: Eukaryota; Metazoa; Annelida; Polychaeta; Sabellida; Oweniidae
Source: the annotation of a GenBank genome assembly
UAUGAAUUCCCCUUUUUGUUCUGUUGAGUAUAUCGCUCCUUCAAAUGAUAAUCUACAACCGAGGCCAUGCAUCCCAACUAUCCAUACAUGUCCGGAUGGAACAGAUCGUUUGCUGGCCUAUCGGUGUGCGAACUCUAACUUAGACCCUUAUUCUACAUACAAACAAAAAUACCAUGCCUAUCAUAACUGGUAUUGCCUCAUAUGUACAGAAACUGAACGUCCAUUGCCUUCGUGUACCGUACGAUUGAGUCAUCUAAGGAGCCCAAACUUACCCUUGUUUUCGUUUAAAUUAAUGGUGGAUGUGACAUCUGAGAAUGGAAUAAGACUGAGGUCUCAAGCUGAUCAUGGCAUCGAUGGAUUAGAUGUUGAGGUAGGGUGUAACUCGGACAAUAUUUGCAAGGCUUUAACUUGCCCAAAAGCGUAUGUACGAGAUGGGAAUGAAUGCAAAUUGGUGAGCACCAUUGUUCCAGUACAAAUCAUCUGCUAUUUCUACAUUGACCCGGAAGAUCAUGUAUUUCAUGCCAUCAAGACUUACAUCAAACAAAUUUUUGAUCUAGUUGGUCUCAUUUUAAUCCGCCAUGUUCGUGUUUAUGAUCAAUUCAUAUUUAAUACAUCUUUCCCUAAAAACUCCACUUCGCCUCAGAUUUACAAGGAGAUGGUAUCAGACUCCGAACGCAUGAAAGAAGAAGUUGGAAUCGCUUUAACACAGCUUAAGGACAUCAAUGUCACGUAUGAUAUGUCGUUUAUAAAACAUAGGGUCGGUCAUGUCAUGGAAAAGGUGACAAAUAGUGGAUCUCAAACCGGUUCCGGAAUGGAAUGGAUGUUUUACAUAUUUUUGUUGAUGAAAAUAUGUUAAGAGAACAAAUGCACGUGGACUCACAUUCAUGGCAAUUUUGUUCAUAAAACUGAAAUUGUAAAUAAAAAAGAAUUGUCAGAGAUGUUGUAAUCAAUUUCAUGUCUCAAAUAGACAACACAGUUUAAGUUGAAUAGAAAAUCGGAACGAAAACUUACAACGUAUAAAUCGCAUAGCUACAUGUAGCUAUCUCGUUCACCCAAAUUUCCUUCGUUAUAUUGACGAAACUUAUGACUUAGAUCGAGAAGACAAUAUUUGAGAGACACAAAGAAUUGCAAUUGAAAAUUCUUUACAAAAGUGUUCCAGGGACUCUUACAGGGCUGUCAACUUGGGACCAUCUAACAUGUGUGACUUCCAAAUGUUGAACACCUUCCUUCAAACUUUGGACAGCUUCAGUGAAAUUGGUAUUUUGGACACCUAAAUUUUUUCCAGGGGGGGGGGGUAGGUGUAAAUUUUUUCGAAACGAAUGCGUGAAAUAUACACAUAUUUUGCACAAAAUGCGUGACAUAAACAGCAAUCGCGUGCAAAAACCGAACGGAAUGCGUUCGCUUUUUUUCGCCGUUCGGUAUAUUACCGUGUCGCGAUUUCACCAAAAAUUUUUUUUAAAAUUUCAGCAAAAUGCGUGAUGUGCGUGAUAUUUGAUCAUACACGCUAAAUUGAUGCGUGAUUUCUAUUUUUCAGCAAAUGCGUGACAAUCACGCCUAAUGCGUGAGGGUUGACAGGGCAGCUCUUAUCUACUUGGCUAAGGUUUUAUUUGAAGAUACAGUGCCUUAUUAAGCAGGUAAAGGUGUAUACAGAACACCGAAGAAGGACACAUGCACCAUUGGUCCGAAUGCCAAUUGCCCGAAUUCAAUGGUAAGAAUCCCAUUGGCGGGAAUCCCAAUCGUCCGAAUUUAAUGGUAAGAAUCCUAUUGGUGCAAAUCCCAAUCGUCCGAAUUUAAUGGUAAGAAUCCUAUUGGUGCAAAUCCCAAUCGUCCAAAUUAAAUGGUAAGAAUCCUAUUGGUGCGAAUCCCAAUCGUCCAAAUUCAAUGGUAAGAAUCCCAUUGGCGGGAAUCCCAAUCGUCCGAAUUUAAUGGUAAGAAUCCUAUUGGUGCAAAUCCCAAUCGUCCGAAUUUAAUGGUAAGAAUCCUAUUGGUGCAAAUCCCAAUCGUCCAAAUUAAAUGGUAAGAAUCCUAUUGGUGCGAAUCCCAAUCAUCCAAAUUCAAUGGUAAGAAUCCCAUUGGCGGGAAUCCCAAUCGUCCGAAUUUAAUGGUAAGAAUCCUAUUGGUGCAAAUCCCAAUCGUCCGAAUUUAAUGGUAAGAAUCCUAUUGGUGCGAAUCCCAAUCGUCCAAAUUCAAUGGUAAGAAUCCCAUUGGCGGGAAUCCCAAUCGUCC